This is a messenger RNA of Chaetura pelagica (chimney swift), 2540 nucleotides long. It is a transcript of the gene WDTC1, whose product is annotated as WD and tetratricopeptide repeats 1. Bases 48 to 2144 code for a protein of 698 amino acids. The transcript is spliced from 16 exons. Gene Ontology annotation, biological process: negative regulation of fatty acid biosynthetic process. NCBI's taxonomy places the organism in Eukaryota, Metazoa, Chordata, Aves, Apodiformes, Apodidae. The record is from RefSeq and is a predicted model, not a curated record. Gene Ontology annotation, molecular function: protein binding. Gene Ontology annotation, cellular component: Cul4-RING E3 ubiquitin ligase complex; cytoplasm.
CCUGCAGGUAAUUAAAUGCCCUUGGUGAGGCCCGUGGCUCUGUUGGCAUGCUUGGAUCCACAGCAGCUCUUCCAAUAGCUCCUUUUUGUCUGCCCCAUUGCAAGAAGAUGGCAAAAGCAAACAUCACCAGAGACAUCAUCCACAGGCAGAUCAAGGAGAGGGGUGCUCUGGGCUUCGAGCGACACUAUCAUGUCACUGAUCCCUUCAUCCGACGCCUGGGCCUGGAAGCAGAAUUGCAGGGUCACUCUGGGUGUGUCAACUGUCUGGAAUGGAAUGAAAAAGGAGAUUUGUUGGCCUCUGGCUCUGAUGACCAGCAUACCAUUGUCUGGGAUCCUCUGCACCACAAGAAACUGCUUUCUAUGCACACAGGACAUACUGCAAACAUCUUUUCUGUCAAGUUCUUGCCGCACUCGGGGGAUCGGAUCCUCAUCACGGGAGCUGCAGAUUCCAAGGUGCAUGUCCAUGACUUGACUGUCAAGGAGACCAUCCACAUGUUUGGAGAUCACACCAACAGAGUUAAGAGGAUUGCCACGGCUCCCAUGUGGCCCAACACCUUCUGGAGUGCAGCAGAAGAUGGGCUAAUCAGGCAGUACGACCUGCGGGAGAACAGCAAACGCUCCGAGGUGCUGAUCGACCUGACCGAGUACUGCGGGCAGCUGGUGGAGGCCAAGUGCCUGACAGUCAAUCCCCAGGACAACAACUACCUGGCAGUGGGGGCAAGUGGGCCCUUCGUGAGGCUCUAUGACAUCCGCAUGAUCCACAACCACCGGAAAAGCAUGAAGCAGAGUCCUUCAGCUGGAGUGCACACGUUCUGUGACCGCCAGAAACCCCUCCCAGAUGGUGCAGCACAGUACUACGUGGCAGGGCACCUUCCAGUGAAGCUUCCAGACUACAACAACAGGCUGAGGGUGCUGGUGGCCACAUACGUCACCUUCAGCCCUGAUGGCACUGAGCUCUUAGUCAACAUGGGAGGGGAACAGGUCUAUUUGUUUGAUCUGACAUACAAACAGCGACCAUACACUUUUCUCCUCCCCAAGAAGUGCCACAGCUCAGGGGAAGUGCAGAAUGGCAAGACCUCCACCAACGGGACCUCCACCAACGGGGUGUCCAAUGGCAUCCACCUGCACAGCAACGGCUUCCGCCUGGCUGAGGGGAGAGCACACAUGAGUCCCCAGGUGGAGUUACCUCCCUAUCUGGAGAGAAUCAAGCAGCAAGCCAACGAGGCCUUUGCUUGCCAGCUGUGGACCCAAGCCAUCCAGCUGUACAGCAAGGCAGUGCAGAAGGCCCCCAACAAUGCCAUGCUCUACGGGAACAGGGCUGCCGCCUACAUGAAGCGCAAGUGGGAUGGGGACCAUUAUGAUGCUUUAAGAGACUGCUUGAAAGCCAUCUCCUUGAAUCCAUGCCACCUGAAGGCUCACUUCCGCCUUGCCCGUUGUCUCUUUGAACUCAAGUACGUGGCAGAAGCUCUGGAAUGUCUGGAUGACUUUAAAGGGAAGUUCCCAGAACAAGCACACAGCAGUGCCUGCGAUGCCCUGGACAGGGACAUCAACGCAGCCCUUUUCUCCAAGAGUGAUAACGGUGAGUCCUGGGGUUCCCUGGGGGGUGGCCCCAUCCGGCUGCGAGCCCCGGGCCGCAAGGAUUCCAUCUCGGAGGACGAGAUGGUGCUGAGGGAGCGCAGCUACGACUACAAGUUCCGAUACUGUGGCCACUGUAACACUACUACAGACAUCAAAGAGGCCAAUUUCUUUGGCAGCAAUGCACAGUACAUAGUCAGCGGGUCAGACGAUGGCUCCUUCUUCAUCUGGGAGAAAGAAACCACCAACCUCGUUAGAGUGCUGCAGGGAGAUGAGUCCAUUGUGAAUUGUCUCCAGCCCCAUCCCAGUUACUGCUUCCUGGCCACCAGUGGCAUUGACCCCGUUGUACGACUGUGGAACCCUAGGCCAGAGAGUGAAACACUCAAUGGCCGGGUGGUCGUGGACAUGGAAGGUGCUUCCCAAGCCAACCAGCGCCGGAUGAACGCGGACCCGCUGGAGGUGAUGUUGCUGAACAUGGGGUACAGGAUUACAGGACUGACCAGUGGUGGGGCUGGAGGCUCAGAUGAUGAAGACAGCUCAGAGGGGCAAGUCCAAUGCCGGCCCAGCUAAAACAGAACUGCCUCUCCUUCCUCUAAUUGUUUGGCUGAAAGGGAACCUAGUUUCCUUGGUCCAGAACUUUCUCUGAUGAAUGGCUGCACUGUUUCGCACUAUGCACAGAGCAGGACAAGCUGGCAGGGGCAGGAGCAACCAUCUCUAAACCAUCACCACCACCUCCUCCUUCUCCCGUCACGCUCCCGAGCAGCAUGGCAGUGCAGUCUGGGGUUUGCCUUUAGUGGAAUUUAGUCCCAAAAGGGGUCUUUGAGUUGUCUGUAAGCAGUGUAAGCUGGUGAUUUCUUUUUUCCAGAGCUGCUGUAUGAUCUGGUACAGGGGGACGUUGCAUUUGCAGAGGGGGGUUGUUAAAUUCCUGAAUAAAACACAAACCUAGGGCAGGGUUUAUGGAAUGAA